Molecule: messenger RNA, 1064 nt
Organism: Alligator sinensis (Chinese alligator)
Lineage: Eukaryota; Metazoa; Chordata; Crocodylia; Alligatoridae
Product: receptor of activated protein C kinase 1
Exons: 8
Coding region: 1-1002 (333 amino acids)
Biological process (GO): positive regulation of protein phosphorylation; rescue of stalled cytosolic ribosome
Cellular component (GO): cytosol; nucleus
Molecular function (GO): protein kinase C binding; ribosome binding; translation regulator activity
Source: RefSeq, a predicted model, not a curated record
AUGAUUAGACCUGAUUCGUCUGCUGACCCUCUGGGGUCUGAUGACAAGUCCUGCAAUUAUGAUGGGAUUCUGGGAAGGAGGGGGCAGUCUCCAGGCCCUGUGCUCUUUUGCUGUGGUAGGGAGACGCAGCUAAUUCCUUUUUGCUUCUCCUGCACAGACAAGACCAUCAUCAUGUGGAAGCUGACCAGGGAUGAGACCAACUAUGGGAUCCCACAGCGCGCCCUGCGUGGCCACUCGCACUUUGUCAGCGAUGUGGUCAUCUCCUCUGAUGGGCAGUUUGCCCUCUCUGGCUCCUGGGAUGGCACCUUGCGCCUCUGGGACCUUACCACAGGUACCACAACCCGGCGAUUUGUGGGCCAUACCAAGGAUGUCCUGAGCGUGGCCUUCUCAUCUGACAACCGACAGAUUGUCUCGGGUUCCAGGGACAAGACCAUCAAGCUCUGGAACACCCUGGGUGUCUGCAAGUACACAGUUCAGGAUGAGAGCCACUCAGAGUGGGUGUCCUGUGUACGUUUCUCCCCCAACAGCAGCAAUCCCAUCAUCGUCUCCUGUGGCUGGGACAAGCUGGUGAAGGUUUGGAACUUGGCCAACUGCAAACUGAAGACUAAUCACAUUGGCCACACGGGCUACCUGAACACAGUGACGGUCUCUCCUGAUGGCUCCCUCUGCGCUUCUGGUGGCAAGGAUGGCCAGGCCAUGCUGUGGGACCUGAAUGAGGGCAAGCACUUGUACACGCUGGAUGGUGGAGACAUCAUCAACGCCCUGUGCUUCAGCCCCAACCGCUACUGGCUCUGUGCCGCCACUGGCCCCAGCAUCAAGAUCUGGGAUCUGGAGGGGAAGAUCAUUGUGGAUGAGUUGAAACAAGAGGUGAUCAGCACCAGCAGCAAAGCAGAGCCUCCCCAGUGCACCUCCCUGGCCUGGUCUGCAGAUGGGCAGACCCUGUUUGCUGGCUACACAGAUAACCUGGUCCGUGUGUGGCAGGUCACCAUUGGCACCAGAUAAGUGUGGCCUCAGGACUCAGACAUCUUUUGUGUAAAGAAAUCCAUUAAAAGUGCUUUAUUCAA